AUGAACAACACCGGGCUGGCCGGGUGCCUGGGACCUUCAAGGCCAAUUGAGGCAGAAGUGCAGAGAAGAAAACAGUUAAUUCAUCAGUCAGUGGAACGCAAAGCCAUCAUCUCAAAGUGCUACAGACGAAAACACCCAGAAGUGUACAUUCUGCAGGAUUCAUUCCUGGCCCCAGAUUUUCUAGAAAUUGUGAGAUACUGCACAUCGCCGGAUGCUCAUCUCCAUGGCCUCCUGCGCUACAUCGAGUCCUUCUCAGAUAAGAGGAUCUAUCGACUCCCAGUGUUCACAGAGGAAUUCUGCCAAGCCUUUGUGGAUGAGCUGGAGAACUUUGAACAGUCGGACAUGCCUAAAGGCAGGCCCAACACGAUGAAUAACUAUGGGGUUUUGCUAAAUGAGCUUGGGAUGGAUGAAACUUUCAUCACACCCCUGCGUGAAAAAUACCUGCAGCCUGUAACGGCACUGCUUUAUCCCGACUUGGGAGGUGCUUGUCUGGACAGCCAUAAAGCAUUUGUUGUCAAGUACUCGCUACAUGAAGAUCUGGAUUUGAGCUCUCACUAUGACAAUGCAGAAGUCACCUUAAACGUUUCACUGGGAAAAGACUUCACAGAAGGCAACUUGUACUUCGGGGAUUUCAGCCAGGAUCCUACCCCCGUCCCAAAGUACAUAGAGAUUGAACAUGUGGGAGCCCAGGGGGUGUUACACCGAGGAGGGCAGAUCCACGGGGCGCUUCCCAUUGCCUCCGGGGAACGCUGGAACCUCAUUAUUUGGAUGAGAUCAUCUGCCAUCCGCAACCAGCUCUGCCCCAUGUGCAACAAGAAGCCUGAGCUGGUGGAAGCAGAGGGAUUUGGAGAUGGGUUCACAGAAACCCUUGAAGAUGAUGCGCCCGAGACUGUGAAUCUCUGUUCCUUGUGGUAG
Molecule: messenger RNA, 915 nt
Organism: Nipponia nippon (crested ibis)
Lineage: Eukaryota; Metazoa; Chordata; Aves; Pelecaniformes; Threskiornithidae
Source: RefSeq, a predicted model, not a curated record